This is a messenger RNA of Colletotrichum acutatum, 183 nucleotides long. RefSeq lists its product as uncharacterized. The record is from RefSeq and is a predicted model, not a curated record. The annotation marks the transcript as partial. The transcript has a single exon. NCBI's taxonomy places the organism in Eukaryota, Fungi, Ascomycota, Sordariomycetes, Glomerellales, Glomerellaceae.
UUCCCUGACUUGCCCUACGAGCUACGGCGCAAGAUCUGGCGCAUGCACCUGGAACGGCCACGCAUCGUCGUGGUUAGAGGCGUACCAGACGGCUCGGGCGUCCAGGCCUCCGGCAACGACCUGGGCAACAUGGCGUGCAACGCAAACUGGUACUGCGAGAACAGGAGCCCGGCGCUCUUUCGC